CACAGCGAACAGCGUCCACAUAUGGCGCAACUGCUUGAAAUGAAGGAAUUGUAAAAAAAAAAAAAAAAAAAAAACUAACUUCUAGUAGCGUGGCCUAUGGGAGGGGUGUCCACAUGGCUGGACCCUGUUGCAAGAGUACAGUGUCCUUCUUGGUGAUCAAACGGACACUCUCCGUCCCUCCCCGGAGUCCUGUAGCUGCGGCGCGUCCCAUGCUCUUCGCUGGGCGGCUGGGCGAGCGCGGCGCUCCGGAAGGCUGCUGGGCCGCCCGUCCGAACGCCGUCAAAACCGCUGGUUCUUACCGUCACCCCGUGUUCCUGUGUUUCUCCUGCCAGGAAUCCAUGAGCGAGAGCUUGAAAACGUGUUACCUUUACCUGAACCAGACGAGUCGGAGUUUCGCAGCGGUAAUUCAGGCGCUCGACGGAGAGUUGCGUCACGCGGUUUGCAUCUUCUACCUGGUCCUGCGGGCCCUGGACACGGUGGAAGAUGACAUGAGCAUCCCGCUGGACAAGAAGGUUCCCAUGUUGCACAACUUCCACAGCUUCCUGUAUGAGGCCGAGUGGCGCUUCAUGGAGAGCCGGGAGAAGGACCGGCAGGUGCUGGCGGACUUCCCCACGAUUUCCGUGGAGUUCCGGAACCUGGGCCAGGAGUAUCGGGAUGUGAUAUCGGACAUCUGCCACCGCAUGGGGGUGGGCAUGGCUGAGUUCCUGGAGAAGAAAGUGGGGUCCUUGAAGGAGUGGGACAAGUACUGUCACUAUGUGGCCGGGCUGGUGGGCAUCGGCCUCUCCCGGCUCUUCUCCGCCUCCCAGCUGGAGGACCCUGAGGUGGGACGGGACACUGAGCUGGCCAACUCCAUGGGCCUCUUCCUUCAGAAGACCAACAUCAUCCGAGACUACCUGGAGGACCAGCAGGAGGGGCGGGCCUUCUGGCCAAAGGAGGCAUGGAGUCAGUUUGCUGCCCAGCUGGAGGACCUCGCCAAGCCACAGCACCUGGACUCCGCCUUGGCCUGCCUCAACAUGUUGGUGACUGAUGCCCUCCGCCACGUCCCCGACGUCAUCAGUUACCUGACACGCCUCCGCAACCAGAGCGUCUUCAACUUCUGUGCCAUCCCACAGGUCAUGGCGAUAGCAACACUGUCUGCAUGUUACAACAACCCCCAGGUGUUCCAGGGAGUGGUGAAGAUCCGCAAGGGCCAGGCUGUUACUCUCAUGAUGCAGGCCACCAACAUGGGUGCAGUGCGGGCCAUCAUCUCUCAGUAUAGCCAGGAGAUUCUACAGAAGGUGUCCCUCACAGACCCAACUCGGGACAAGACGUUACUGAUCUUGGAGGUGAUCCGCGAAAAGACUCUGUCCCAGGACACCCUCCCCUCCCGCGCCCACCACCUGUCCCCGAUGUACCUGUCGGCUGCCAUGCUGCUGGCCGCUGUGAGCUGGCAGUACCUCACGGCCACCACGGGACAGGCCUCAGGCUCCACGGACAUGCAGGGCCACUGAGAGGGGGCCAGUGGCACACAGACUGACAGGGCCUUCAGAAGGGCCCCUAGGAAGCCACCUGACAUCAUCUGUUUCCGACACACCCACUCGUGAUGGUCAUUGUAGGUCUCAUUGUAGGGGGUUUCGCUGGCAGUUUGCAGUAGUCAAUAUUGCUUUCUGUAAUACUUUCCUCACCUCCCUCGGCCUCAGUCACCUGCACUGGCCAGCAUGUUGUUCUCCUUUCUGGAACCCUCUAAUGAAAAUGACCACAGUCCUGUUCUGUUUAUCUUUCUUGCACCUGAGGUCAGUUCUUGUGAGGGAGAAUGACAGAAGGGUUGUGAGGGAUUGCCAUUUUAAAUUUGACAAACUAUCGAUUAUUGUCAUAAUUAUAAGCUCCUUUCUGUGUUAAUGUAAGCAGAUUGGAGGUGGUUCACAUAGCUUUGGAAAGGUUUUUUGAAGUAAGAAACACCUGUAACAACUCUGCUCGCUAAAGCAUCACUUUUGAAGAGUACUUAGACACAGUGGAGCUUGGGUGCACCACUUGUGGACAGGCAGAUCCAGUCACAAAGCACAAAGCACUUCUUUUCUGAAGAUAUUCUGGGUGUCAUGUGAGGGUAGUUCUGUUCUGCUUUCAUACACCAUGUAAACCAUGCUUCUGUCUAACUUCUGUAACCCAGUGCUUUUGCUUCAUGCGUUAAAAUGCACCUCUUCUGGGUGCAGCAAGCAUUUAUAAAUCAGUCUUGAAAGGGCCAUUGACUUAAUGUGUGCCCAACAAAACACUGUCUCUGAGGAAACAACAAAAUCAUUUCAUCUUCCAAAUACAUAUACAUGGAAGGUAAUUAUAAGGUGAACUAGCAGUCAUGUUUCAGCCAUAGGUAUUGUUUAAAUUUUUGUUUCCAUUGUAAGAGUUAAAGGGUAACUUCAGUGCAAAUUUAAAAUUGAAUAUAUUGUUCCUCACUUUCACUAUGAUGUCAUAUGCAUCCAUAUUGAAAAGCACUUGAUUUGUUUUGGUGAUUAAAAACAUGAUCUAAUCCACAUACAAGUUCCAGAGCACGUUGCUCCACUUCUUUCUCUCUCUGGAUGGCAGCAGGUUACAUUUACAAUUGGCAUUGGUAUCCAUUUAAAGAACAAAUGUUCUUGAUUACUUAACUUCGUAAACAAACUCCUAACACAGCCAAACUUUAAUUAGUCUACGUACACUACGUUUUGUGGCUCUGCAUGGAGUUGGGGUGUAUACCUGUUUUAGCUGUAGCUGUGCGCUAGCCUUACGCUAACAGGCUGAAGUAGUGUGACUGCUUCCAUAGUGCAUUCUGGGGACUGGGGGCAAAUGAAAAGUGAAAUUUUGUACAAUAAAAAUGUUCAAAAAUGUAAGCCUUUCGAUGACAAAAUGAAUGGCUAAAAUAUUUCAGAACAGUCACUUGUGUACAUGCUUUGAGGGCACAUAUAAAGACUGGAAAAAUAAAGUGACUUGUUUCAGUGAAUUGCAAAUAAAUUGCCUAUUCAUUGCUUGUGAAUAAGAGAGGGGACAUGUCGUGUGGAUGUCGUUGUCAAAAAAAUUGUGGAAGGAAAUGUGAUGUCCUUGCUGUGAAAGCAGUUUCUUGCUUUCUUGAUAUGCGUCACUACCAAACUGCAAGAUCAGGAACAUAUUCGGUUUUAGAUUUUUGAUGAAGUUACCCUUUAAGAUCACAAAGUUAUAAAACAGACAAACAAAUAACUACUGUGCAUAACAUGGAGGCAGUUAGAGCAAUUGCAGCACACUUUGGCUGCUAAGUGUUCUAACUGCAGAGAUUUGCUGUGUUAAAGCAAGAAGGAUUGUACUUUGUACAUAACCAGGGUGGCAAAUUAAUAUUGCCAUGCAAUGCGGGAUCUUGAUUUGUACAUAAUUGAUUAAACAAUAAA
Messenger RNA from Megalops cyprinoides (Indo-Pacific tarpon), 3368 nucleotides. RefSeq names its product farnesyl-diphosphate farnesyltransferase 1 (gene fdft1). Lineage: Eukaryota; Metazoa; Chordata; Actinopteri; Elopiformes; Megalopidae. The record is from RefSeq and is a predicted model, not a curated record. Gene Ontology annotation, cellular component: endoplasmic reticulum membrane. The transcript has 7 exons. Bases 114 to 1490 code for a protein of 458 amino acids. Gene Ontology annotation, molecular function: squalene synthase [NAD(P)H] activity. Gene Ontology annotation, biological process: farnesyl diphosphate metabolic process; cholesterol biosynthetic process.